Amyelois transitella is the source of this 1657-nucleotide messenger RNA. RefSeq names its product lipopolysaccharide-induced tumor necrosis factor-alpha factor homolog. Gene Ontology annotation, molecular function: nucleic acid binding; zinc ion binding; methyltransferase activity. The record is from RefSeq and is a predicted model, not a curated record. Bases 172 to 696 code for a protein of 174 amino acids. Gene Ontology annotation, biological process: methylation. Lineage: Eukaryota; Metazoa; Arthropoda; Insecta; Lepidoptera; Pyralidae. The transcript has 2 exons.
GUGAUUUUGAUUAUUUCCAAGAUAAACUUCGGCUUAUUAUAUCUAUGAACUGUGAAAUUCCAAGUGGUUGAAAAACAAAAAUAACCGUCUUUAUUUGGCCAUCUACUUGUGUUUUUGAUACCGUCUAAGUAAAGCUGAAAAGUACAUUGUAUUUGAAACAAAGCAAUUGAAAUGGCAACUAAUCCAGGCCCUACGGCUCCUCAAUCUUCUGCGCCAGAUGAUUUACCUCCGCCCUAUUCAGCGGUCGUGGGAAAUCCCCCGUACGGCUUCGUUAUGCCAUCAAAUGAAGCAUAUUCUGGACCAGCGGCACCUUACCCUCAACCAAAACAAUUCACCGCACCAGGAGUGUAUCCUCACCCACCAACUGUAGUAACGACAGUGACGACAUCUCAACCACAGGCGGGGUCCAUUCCACCCCCUCCGCCAGGAAUGCCUGUUAAUAUACUGGUACCGCCGGCUGUGGGCACAGAGCCAACUACCAUCAAUUGUUUCAACUGUGGCAAAGUAGUGACUACGAGAGUAGUGUACACAACAGCAUGGCACACACAUCUUGUAGCUGGAUCUAUCUGUGUGAUCACCAUGGUUUGUUCGCUGUGUUGCUUGGGCCUAGUACCAUACUGCUUUGACACCUUCAAAGAUGCUGAGCACUACUGCCCCAACUGCAAUACUUUUAUUGGAAAGAGCAAUAAAUGUUGAAGAGGUACAAUUUCUGGCAGCUAUACUUAGAGAUGAGCGAGUCAUGAAGAUUAUUAAGUAUCUGAGGAGGUAUCAAAUUAUAAUAUAUUUAUUUUCAUUGUUUACCACUAAUGUAAAUUGGGUUGCAAGCUUUGUCAAAUAAGUAGAAACUAUUUAAUAUGUGGGUUGUUACCUGCUUUCACAAGUAAAAAUAUUUGAUUUUGAUUUUGUUCCCUAGCUUGGUGGAUCACCUACCUACCACUGGCAGACGAUAUAGGAAACAGCCAAUAGUUUUACUUUUUAAAUAUAUGUAGAUAGUGCUAAUUAUCAACACCUACACAGCUCAUCAUUUGUGUCAGAAAUAUUAUCAGUGGUCUAAUUGUAAUAUUGUUUUCUAAGUAAUUUAGACUCCCACUUCAAAUUUUUUUUUCCAAUAAUUUUUAUGAAUAUUAAUACCCACUACUCAGCUCAUCUCUAGCUUUAAUAUACUGUAAAUGAUAGUUUGGUAUUGUUAUGCAUAUAUGACACAUUAAAGAUGUUAGUCUGCAAAAUUUCAUAAUCUAAAAAUUAGUAUUGAAUAUUAGCAGAGUAAAUCUUUCCACUUCCACCUACUAACUGUGAAUUAUUGUUAAUAUAAGAAUUAUCCAAGAGCAAAAUUAAAAUUAUAAAAUGUUUAUAUUAAAGAAAACCCUUUGUAAACUAGCAUACAAAACAAACACACGUGAAAACCUGAAAACUAGCAGAUUUGUGCUUGAUAUUAUGAUUUACUCUGUAAAGGUCCUUUGACUAGCAAGUUAUUUUUUAUUUGUACUCAAGUAUUUUUUUGCUUGAGGCAAUUCUAAGGUUCUAACAAAAAACCUUAUUUUUCUUGUUAUUUAUAUGGUAUAGCCCCUUUUUCAUAACAUCCAUUUGGUGUCACAAACAUAGAUUUAGCUAGGCCCUGAGAAUUGUAUAUAUUUUGCAUACCAAAUUGCCUAGCUUA